This is a messenger RNA of Sitodiplosis mosellana (orange wheat blossom midge), 2623 nucleotides long. RefSeq lists its product as uncharacterized. NCBI's taxonomy places the organism in Eukaryota, Metazoa, Arthropoda, Insecta, Diptera, Cecidomyiidae. Gene Ontology annotation, biological process: cytoplasmic translation. The record is from RefSeq and is a predicted model, not a curated record. The transcript is spliced from 7 exons. Bases 14 to 2509 code for a protein of 831 amino acids. Gene Ontology annotation, cellular component: cytoplasm. Gene Ontology annotation, molecular function: GTP binding; GTPase activity; protein binding.
GAAUUUGUGCAAUAUGUUAAACAUGAAACCGUACGUGCCAUCGACAAAGGUCGCUGUCCGAGAGAGUUUCGACGAAGAUCUAAGCGAUGAUGUUGAAGACGAUGUUUUCAUUCGCGACGGUAAAUCAAUCAAAGCGUACGAAGAAAAAGGAUUGAAACGACCUUUGAUGGCACCCAGACGCCGUUCCAGUAGCAAACCACUGUUGAAACCAUCGAAAACACGUAAAGCGAUGGCGGCAAUAUUUCGAAAAAGAAACCAUUGCUGGAGAUACUGUGAACCCUUCUGCUAUGCAUUUGCUGCGCUGCUUGUUUUAUUACUUAUCGCUAUCUUAGGUAUCUUUUUGAUGGCUUUGUUCCCAAUGUCAUUGCAAAAGUUGAAAUCACUGUUCCAUGACACCAAACUUAGUUUUGCAUUGAAUAAAGUUCGCAUUGGUUUUGAUGCGAUGCCAACGGGUCAAUUGUUUUUGGGUGAACAAACACCGUGCACACAAAUGGCUGUUAGCAAAGUAUGGAGCAAAGCAUUUACACGGCUCAGCACCGAAAGUCCAGUUAGAACAGUGGACAUAAAUGGUGAUGGGGCCGCUGAUAUUGUAUUGGGCUAUGGUGUUGACGACAGCAUUCAGUAUCAGUCAGAGAGUCAUGGAGGUGUUCCGAAAUGUGAGAUCGAAAAUAAUGGAUACCGUGAAAUGAUUGCAUGUGAGGGCGGAAUUUUGGCUUUGGAUGGCAUCACGGGAAAUACACUGUGGCAACGAUGGACACCAUCGAUUGUUUUUUCAAUCAUUUGCCGAACUGAUUUGAACAACGACGCUCAAAUUGAUUGCGUGGUUUCAGGGCGCGGUGGGCUUGUUUUAGCGCUGAAUGGUAGAAACGGUGAUGUUUUAUGGCACCUUAGACCGAAUAUAGUGAUUUCAGAUAUUCCAAUGCCGAUACCAGUCGUUGAUUUGUACACUGUAAAUGCAAUUAGAGACUUGGACGAAGAUUCCGUUCCAGAUGUGGUGGCAGCACGAGUCGAAGAGCAUCGUUUAUCGGAUCAAACGUCUAUUGCCGGCCAUAUGCAAAUCAUAUCCGGUCAAACUGGAAAAAUCAUUCGCACCAUUCAAACGCCGAACCGUGAAGAACUGUACGUACCCAUUCAAGUUCAUACGCAAAUCGAUGGCACUGAGAUGUUGCUAGUGAUUACUGGAGGGCAAAACUCUCCGGGAGGAGUUUAUCUGAUUCCAUUAAAUACAAUCAUGGACAAUUCAAAGGAGAAUCAAUUCAUUACGGUGAUUCGAAGUGAAUCAUCGGGCUUUAUGGUGCCAGCCAUCUUGGUGGAUUUAAAUGAGGAUAACGUUGAUGACAUUGUUGUCUCUUCUUUCAAUUCCACGGUGUAUGCAUUUAAUGGUCAAAGUUAUGCCACUCUGUGGAACUAUACGUUUGCUGAUUCGGAAAGUACCAGUUCAAUCGUACCAGGUCAUUACAACAAUGACAAUAUUACCGAUUUCAUGGUGAAAUAUAAUUGUGGCCCAGGUUUCCCCGUCUACUAUUACUCUCAGACGCAAAUCAUUAACGGCAAGAAUGGAACAAAUUUACUUGGUUUUGACGUACUCAAAUCCGGUGAUGCUCGUGUGGCGCUUAUUGGGUUUCCAAGUGUCGGGAAGUCCACAUUGCUGUCAACUUUAACAAAAACCGAAAGUGAAGCGGCCAACUAUGAAUUCACAACAUUGACAUGUAUUCCCGGUGUCAUCGAAUACAGAGGGGCAAAUAUUCAAUUGCUCGAUUUACCGGGAAUCAUCGAAGGUGCCGCUCAAGGCAAAGGUCGAGGUCGUCAGGUAAUCGCUGUUGCGCGUACCGCUGAUGUUGUCAUCAUGAUGUUGGACGCAACAAAGCCCAAUGUACACCGUGAUUUGUUGGAGAAAGAAUUGGAAUCGGUCGGAAUACGCUUGAAUAAAGAGAAACCAAAUAUUUAUUUCAAGCAAAAGAAGGGCGGCGGUCUGAGCUUCAACUCAACACUUAACCUAACGAAAUGCAAUGAAAAAAUGGUUCAAUCGGUUUUGCAAGCAUUCAAAAUUCACAACGCUGAAGUUCUCUUCCGUGAUGAUUGUGAUGUUGAACAAUUCAUUGAUGUUGUAACCGAUAAUCGUGUCUACUUACCCUGUCUCUAUGUGUACAACAAAAUCGAUCAGAUUUCCAUCGAGGAAGUGAAUCGAUUGGCACGACAACCGUAUAGCGUAGUGGUGAGCUGUAACAUGCAAUUGAAUUUGGACUAUUUGUUGGAACGAUUGUGGGAAGAAUUGAGCUUGAUUAGAGUGUACACAAAAAAGCCCGGUGCCCCACCAGACUUUGGCGAUGCAAUCAUUUUGCGGCGAGGCGUCACUGUGGAACAUGUGUGCCAUGCAGUCCAUCGGACAUUAGCAUCGCAAUUUAAAUACGCACUCGUUUGGGGAACAUCAACAAAAUAUUCGCCCCAACGUGUCGGCAUCAGUCAUGUUAUGAACGAUGAAGAUGUUAUUCAAAUUAUUAAAAAGUAAUGGUUAUACGAUUGGCUAGUUUUGUGGAACGACUAAACCGAAGUUUUCCAUAAAAUCUUCGAAUUUAAUGUUUUACUUUCGAUAAAUAAAUAAAAAUCGUCCACAAGCAUUCUA